AUGACCUUCUCGGUCGUUCCAGCGGAAGAGGAGGCUCAUGUUCCCACGGAACCAUGCGCCGAUGUCCAACUAGGUGGUGCUUCCUACUGGGGCGGUAGCGCCGCGCGCAUUGGCGGAGGCUUCACCUCGGGAGAUGUUUAUCCAGCUGCUCACAAAAUUGGUGUUGUCGUCGGGGGUGGCACCUGUUUCACGGUUGGAAUUAUCGGUGGGUUCCAGCCCAGAUUUGUUCCAGGCUCUUCGUUUGGCGGAGGUCCUAGCACAUACGGCAUCGUCACGAGUGCAACAGUCCGCACAUAUCCAGAGACCCCCAUGGUCGCGCUCAUCUUGCAAAUCACCCCACAAGAGGCUCUUUUGGCUGGUGGUGUGCAAGGCUACGCGGGGUGGGCGGCAUGGGAUGAAAAGUCAUCUCUGGGGCCACCGUCUCGUAUGCUUCAGCAGGCCGCGGGUGUUUUCAACCAAACACUCGAACAAGUGCAGAGAACAAUGGAGCCAAUCCUGAAGAAGCUAACAGUAUUUAAAUCCCCGGGAAUUGAUGACUCAGUUGAUUACCUGACUUUUCCCGACUGCUAUGCAUACUUAGCCGGACUGAUACAUUAUGACGCGGAGGUUGGCGGAGGUAUCCUCAUGUCUUCUCGUUUGUUCGAGGAGAAGAAUUCAGCCAAUGUAACGGCGGUACGGCAAAUGGUCGAAGCAAUUGCCGGUCUACCGGGACAGAAUACAUCGGCCGUCAUUUACAUGACUGGCGGUGGUGCCGCGACCAAAGAGUUACCGCGACCAAAGAGUUACCGCUCUCAGGUGUCAACCCCGUGUUCCGCCGAGCGCUACACCGCGGCUGCUCAAAAGGAUAUCACAUACCACAAAGGCAAGGCUCAAGCAGCUUUUGCCCCUGAUACUGGUUCAUAUCUGAACGAAGGCAAUUGGCUUGAUCCUGACUAUCUAACUAACCAGUUCGGAGCUAUUUUGCCUACCCUUGAGGCUGCUAAAAAGAAAUACGAUCCCACAGAUAUCUUUUAUUGCACUACUUGCGUGGGCUCCCAGCAUUGGGAGGAAGAGGAAGAUGGUUACUUGUGUACGGUUAAGGGGAGCUGA
This is a messenger RNA of Trichoderma aggressivum f. europaeum, 1089 nucleotides long. RefSeq lists its product as uncharacterized. Lineage: Eukaryota; Fungi; Ascomycota; Sordariomycetes; Hypocreales; Hypocreaceae. The record is from RefSeq and is a predicted model, not a curated record. Bases 1 to 1089 code for a protein of 362 amino acids. The transcript is spliced from 5 exons. Gene Ontology annotation, molecular function: flavin adenine dinucleotide binding.